CCCCACUCCAAUACAUUUAAAUAGGUGUCUGUAAACCCACUGAACAUUUUUAUAACCAGGUUGAGCAUCUGAACAAGGUAUUACUGCACCGUUGGAGCUAGGAACAUAAGCAUUACGCUACACCCGUGAUUACAUCUGCCAAAUAUGUACCCCAAGAUGCAGGCUCUACAGGUUUUGUCUCUGACUCUGCUGUCCGUUCUGGCAGCUAACGCCCAGACCUUCCGCCCUGGAAAAUGCCCCCAACCCCCCGUUCAGGCAAACUUUGACACCGCCAGGUAUCUGGGCAAGUGGUAUGAGAUCCAGAAGCUCCCUGCCAUCUUCCAGAAGGGCGAGUGCAGCACUGCCACCUACUCCUUGAAGAGCCCCGGAGUAGUUGGUGUGCUCAACAGGGAGCUGCUGUCUAACAACACUGUCAAUGCUAUUACUGGCUAUGCUAAGGUCAAGGACCCCUCUGAGCCCGCCAAGCUGGAAGUCACCUUCUUCGAGGACUCUUCCCCUGGCCCCUACUGGGUGUUGUCCACUGACUACGAGGGCCACUCUGUGGUCUACAGCUGCACUGAAUACCUGGGCGCCUUCCACGUGGACUUUGCCUGGAUCCUGAGCAGAGAGCCAACCCUCUCUAAGGAGAAACUUGGGGAGCUGUACAACGUGUUCACCUCCAACGGCAUCAACAUCGACGUGAUGACCGUCACCGACCAGAGCCAAGAGCUGUGCGUUGACAUGCCUCUGUGGGCCUAAGAGACUACCUGAUUCAGUCUAGAAAAUGCAUAUGUUUUACAUUCAUCACAUGGCAUGCACAUAGAGUCCAAAUUAUUAGGAAAUGUAAGCACCUUCAUCUGCGUUUCAGCUGUGGAUUUGAUCUACGCAGGUGCUAGCACCAGCCGAGCGAGCCUCCCUCUUUAGUACGAGUGAAGUGAGUUUGGAACAACUGAAUGUAUGCUCCUUGGAAGUAGUUUUCACAUACAAACAUGUUUACAAAUUAAUACAAAAUUAAAAGCUGAAAUUGAUUAUAAGUAUUCAAUCCCUUUGUUAUGGCAAGCCUAAAUCAUUUCAGGAGUAAAAAUGUGCUUAACCAAUCACGUAAUAAAAUGCAUGGACUCAUUCUGUGUACAAUAAUA
Oncorhynchus keta (chum salmon) is the source of this 1118-nucleotide messenger RNA. Its product is annotated as apolipoprotein D-like. The record is from RefSeq and is a predicted model, not a curated record. Bases 145 to 738 code for a protein of 197 amino acids. Lineage: Eukaryota; Metazoa; Chordata; Actinopteri; Salmoniformes; Salmonidae. The transcript is spliced from 6 exons. Gene Ontology annotation, molecular function: lipid binding. Gene Ontology annotation, biological process: brain development; lipid transport; tissue regeneration.